Messenger RNA from Anguilla rostrata (American eel), 1388 nucleotides. Its product is annotated as transcription factor 24-like. Gene Ontology annotation, biological process: developmental process; regulation of transcription by RNA polymerase II. Bases 191 to 742 code for a protein of 183 amino acids. The record is from RefSeq and is a predicted model, not a curated record. The transcript has 3 exons. Gene Ontology annotation, molecular function: DNA-binding transcription factor activity, RNA polymerase II-specific; RNA polymerase II transcription regulatory region sequence-specific DNA binding; protein dimerization activity. Lineage: Eukaryota; Metazoa; Chordata; Actinopteri; Anguilliformes; Anguillidae.
AUAAGGCGAGGGAGGGAGCGCCGCGGCUGCAUCGCGGGCCAGGGGGAAGAGGCUCACGUCUCCCUCUCGCCGUCGGGGGCGGGGCGGGGCGGCACGCUCGCCUCGCACGCCGUCCGAGAGCCAGCCGCCCCGACAUCGUCGCCGGUUCCCUUUCCUACUGGGCUCGGCUGCGGGGGUCCCCUGGAGCCUCAUGGCGGAGAGUCGGCUGGGCGACAGCCCCUCGGCGGGCCAGAGCGGCGCGGAGGGGGAGAGCCGGUUCGGCGCGAGGGGCCCGCAGCUCGGUGGCGGGCCGUCCGCGUGCCGGGAUUCCAGGAAGGGGGUGCGGUCCGGCUCGGGCGGCCCGAAGCCGCAGGUGUACCCCGCCAACGCGGCGCGGGAGAGGAGCAGGGUCCGAAACCUUCGGCAGGCCUUCCACAGCCUGCAGGCCGCCCUCCCCUCGGUGCCCCCCAACACCAAGCUCUCCAAGCUGGACGUCCUGGUCCUGGCCACCAACUACAUCGCCCACCUCACCCAGACCCUGGACCAGGGGGAGUCCCCCACCGAGCGACCCCCUCUCUGCAGGGCAGGGGGCUACUUGCACCCAGUCAAGAAAUGGCCGAUGCGGUCCUUGCUGUACUGCGGAAGCGUGGGAGAGCUGCUGUCAGGAGCGCCGGCCAAUCAGAACGCACCCUCCGGAGAGGACGAUGCCAACCCACCGGCCCCUGACGGUGAGGGCCACACGGAGUGGAGCGGUCAAAAAUGAACGAUGAGAAAAUAAGAGCGCGCUCUGCUAAUGAGACUUGGCACAAUGUAAUAUACGGUACUGCCUUUUAGAAAUAUCAAAGGAAUAAGAUCAUAACGAAUACAUUGAACUACUGAAAUUAAAAGCAUUUUUGCAGCUUUGAAUAAUAGUAAAUAUUGUAUUAAGAGUUCCGCUAUUUGUUCAACCCUUUUCCGGCAGCAAUAAAAUGUUGAUUAAAGCACAAGAGAACACAAAUCAAACUUUAGUAUUUAGAUCCCACUUAAAUAUAUUUUCUUUGCCUUAAUUCUGUGAUCCACUCACCAUAACAAUGUUUAUUUCUUGGAUCAAGUGACAGAUGAAAUAGAAAAGAAACACCAUUAUAAACAUUUUUAUUUUCUUCCAUGUCUCUUAUUUUUUGUUUUGAGGUUGUGCCGUUGUGUAGUUGAGUGGGUGUGGGUGGAUGUGCAGAUUAACUGACUAAGGAGGACUUGUUUUGAGAACUCUUAGCAAUCCUGAAUGCAGCCAAGCCUUCAUAUCACUUCAGUAACAGUUCUGAGCUAUCUAAAUAGCGCUUCUUCGAUGUUUAAAGAUACGAGGACUUUGUAUUCAGGCAGUUUUUUUCAGCUGUUUAAAAAGAUGUUGAAAGGGCCAUUUGGUUUUUUUUUUU